GACUUUCGGUUUUAUUUACCUUUGUUAGAUUUUUAUAUCAUUUGAAGAAAAAAGUAAAAAAUAAGGCACAUGUUGAAGCCUCUAUUGUUAAUGCAUACAUUGUGGAGGAAGUAACAACUUUUGCAUCGUAUUAUUUUGAGCCUCACAUUCAGACCAAAAGACGGAGACCUGGAAGAAAUGAUGAAGGUCCUAUUGAUCCCAAUACGAACAUAUUCUCAAUUUUUAAUUAUCUUGGUCGACCGAGUGGACAAUGUAAGCAAAGAUAUUUAACUGAUCAAGAAUGGCGAGCAGCCCAGACAUAUGUUUUACUUAAUUGUCCAGAAGUAUCACCAUAUUUCGAGAUUUUUCAAAACUUGUAUUCUGAUAUGCCAACACUAGAGUUUGAUCGUUUCUGCGAUCAAGAAUUUGCACCUUGGUUCAAAUCAUAUGUUUAUGAUAAUCAAGCUCAUCUCGAACAUCAAAUGUUAUUUCAUCUAUCUUGGGGUCCAAAAGCAAUGGUACGCACUUGGCCAGCAUAUUUUAUAAAUGGAUAUAAUUUUCAUACUCAAGAAUAUGGAAAAGGGAAGACUACAAUGAAUAGUGGGGUAUGUGUUCAGUCAUCCAAUGAUGGAGGUGUAAGCACUGAUUUUUAUGGUCUACUGGAUGAAAUUAUAGAGAUAGAAUACCCUGGUCCAGAAAUGCGAGUUAUCUUAUUUAUGUGUCGCUGGUUUGAUCCUAUCAGAGGGAUGAAGGUGCAUCCAUGUUAUAAUUUGGUUGAAAUAAAUCAUAAAAGAUUAUAUAAGAGAUAUGAACCUUUUGUUUUGGCACAACAAGCGAUUCAAGUGUUUUAUGCUUCAUACCCUAGCUUGAAACGUGAUAAAAUGGAUUGGUGGGCUGUUUGUAAAACUAAAGCACGGAAAAAAAUAGAGGAACAUUGGGAAGACAUUGCAUAUCAACAAGAGGAGGUUGUAAAUACAUUUCAGACCGAGGAAUAUAUUAUUCCAACAUUACGAGAUCCUAGCGGAGUAGUGAUAAAUGUGGAUGCCAGUGAAUUUCAUGAGGUUGAUGAUAAUGAUGAAGAUGAUGAUAAUGAUGAGGAGGAGGAGGAGGAGGAGGAGGAGGAGGAAGAGGACGAGGACGAGGACGAGGAGGACGACGACAACUUUGAUUUUUAACAUGUCAUUAGAGGUGAGACAUUAUCACUGCAGAUUCUCGCUCUCUGACUUUUAUAUUAUGGAUAUUUUUCGACGGGCACGCCAUAGACGACACCAUUCAAGCAUUG
Zingiber officinale is the source of this 1261-nucleotide messenger RNA. RefSeq lists its product as uncharacterized. The record is from RefSeq and is a predicted model, not a curated record. Bases 366 to 1154 code for a protein of 262 amino acids. NCBI's taxonomy places the organism in Eukaryota, Viridiplantae, Streptophyta, Magnoliopsida, Zingiberales, Zingiberaceae. The transcript is spliced from 6 exons.